GACGAAAUUAAAAAGUAUUACGAGUGAGCUAUUUUUCGUAUAAUGUUUAUAUUUUCGUAAUCUGUCCGUGUUUUUGAUAAUCGGGUCGCGAAUGAUGUCAUACUGGCUUAUUUUAAAUGUGACGUCGCUAUUUCCACAUUGGAUGCAGAACGUUGUAGUGCUCUGUGAAUUAAAUAAAUUGUAUUAAUUUUUUUGUGCAAUGGCCUAUUAUCCUCAUCGAACCGCCGGAGCCGCAUCGCCUCCACGUCUGACAGACAAGCUCCGGCUAUACCAUGUCGAUAUGAACCCAUAUGGACACAGAGUGCUUUUAAUAUUAGAAGCUAAGAAAGUCAAAUACGAAGUGUACAGGCUAGACCCACUUCGUUUACCGGAAUGGUUCAGGGUUAAAAAUCCGAGAUUAAAAAUACCAGUUCUAGAAAUACCAACAGAGCAAGGUGACAAGUGCCUGUUCGAAAGUGUGGUGAUCUGCGACUACCUCGAUGAGAAGUACCCGCGGAACCCGUUGCACUCUAGAGAUCCUUACGUCAAAGCUCAAGACAGGCUUCUUAUAGAGAGAUUUAAUGAGUUAAUUAAAGGCAGCUUAGAAUGUUUUGAUACAAAUUUCGCCUUUGGCAGCGAACAAAUCGUUCAGACUUUGGAUAUUUUCGAGAAAGAGUUAGCUGAAAGAGGAACAAAUUACUUCGGUGGAAACAAGCCGGGUAUGCUUGAUUAUAUGAUCUGGCCGUGGGUCGAGAGGCUGUAUCUUUUGCGAUGUAUUAAUGAGAGGAAGUUCGACGAGAAGAGAUCGAAGUUUCCCAAUUUUGCGGACUGGGGUGAUCAAAUGCAGUUAGAUGAAGUUGUGAAGAAGCAUGCAACAUCACCUUCAGAGUAUUUUGAAUACUACCAGAACGCUAGAACGCACUCAAUGGGCUACUAUCUAUAAUAAGGAUGAUCGUUUACCGGUUGUAUAGCGCCAUAUCGUGCUAUAUUGCGCUAUAUUCAAUAUCAUUUAUGAAAUAUAAUUCAGACUACCAACAUUAAAAGAUAAUUAUAUAUU
Molecule: messenger RNA, 1036 nt
Organism: Melitaea cinxia (Glanville fritillary)
Lineage: Eukaryota; Metazoa; Arthropoda; Insecta; Lepidoptera; Nymphalidae
Gene: GSTo3
Product: pyrimidodiazepine synthase-like
Exons: 6
Coding region: 200-922 (240 amino acids)
Biological process (GO): glutathione metabolic process
Cellular component (GO): cytoplasm
Molecular function (GO): glutathione dehydrogenase (ascorbate) activity; glutathione transferase activity
Source: RefSeq, a predicted model, not a curated record